GCGCGUGUUUUCCGUCGCUUGGCGCUGCUGGUGGCGCCUGUCACGCUGUCAGUGCGUCAACUCAUCACAUAUGAUUACUUCCAGCUGCGCGCCUUGUACGCGCAGAGAAAGGAGCCCCAUAACAAGCAGGGACCACCGGGACCAGGCUCCUCACUUGCCGCGGUGACCGGAGACUAUUCCCGGAGAGCUUCCACGUGACCGCUGCGCUUCCUCCGUUAAUGCGGCGUUAGGAACGCGACGCCGCUGCGGCCCACCGUUUCCUUCCAGAAGCGACGGGACUGUAUGAGCAACCGGCCGCAAAUCGUCCCUCCAGAGCGUCCAGCCCACCCGGCCGCCACCAUGGCCUCCGCCACCUCGACCCCCGCUGCCGGCCCCGGCGGGCGGGCCAGCCGCGCCGGCCGCUCCGCCGCCGGCCGCCGCGUCGCGACGCCCAGCCCGGCCGCAUCCGGCACCAGCCCGAACCGCAUGUACCGCAUCCAGGAGAAGGAUGAGCUGCGGUGCCUCAACGACCGCCUCGCCAACUACAUCCAGCGGGUCCAGGAGCUGGAGAGCGAGCGGUCCUCCAUGUUGUUUCAGCUGGAAGAACAAGAUGAUUCCAAAAGCCGAGAGAUGGGGAACGUCCGGCGGCUGUACGAGGAGGAGCUGGCCGAUGUCCGCUCUUCCCUGGACGGCAUAGCCGGCGAGAGGGCCCGUUUACAGAUCGACUACGGAAACCUCCACGAGGAGUACCAGAAACUUCAAACCAGGAACCAGAAGAAGGAGAGCGAACUGGCGAACGCGUUGGCCCAGUGGAGGAAAGUUGAAGCCACUCUGAGUGCCAAAGAUGCUGCGUUCACCAAGCUGCUGUCGGAGAACACGAGGCUCAACGACGACUUUGCUGAGCAGAAAAGCCAGCUGGAAAAUGUAGAGGGCUCACUGGCAGCGACCAGGAACCAGCUGAACUCUGAGAUCCUGAAGAGAGUGGACUUGGAGAACCAGGUGCAGACGCUCCGAGAACAGCUGGGGCUGGAGAGGAACAUCAGUGAGCAGGAGAUCCUGGAGAUCCGCAACCGUCACGAGAGCCGCAUAGUGGAGCUGGACUCGGGGCGGCGGAGAGAGUUUGACAGUAAACUGGCAGAGACGAUGCAGCAACUCCGCCAGGAACACGAGUCUCAGGUGCAGCUCUACAAAGAAGAGAUCGACAGGACCUUCAGCUCAAAGUUGCAGAAUGCGCAGCAGGCCGCGCUGGAGAAGAACUGUGUCGCGUCGGCCAUCCGAGAGGAACUGGAAACCACCAAGCUCCGAGUGGAGAGCCUCAGCUCUCAGCUGCAGCAGUACCAGAAAGAUAAAAUGGUCCUGGAGAGCCGCCAUCAGGAGCUGGAGAGGACUCUUGACGGGGAGCGAGAGGUUUGGCAGCAGAGACUCAGUCAGAAGGAGCAUGAACUGCUGACUAUGAGAAGCCAGAUGUUCGCCCAGCUGGAGGACUACGAGAACCUGCUCGAUGUCAAGCUAGCUCUGGACAUGGAGAUCAAUGCCUACAGGAAGAUGCUGGAGGUGGAGGAGCAGAGAUUGCAGCUGUCGCCGAGCCCUUCCCAGCAUGCAGCGAUACCCCGAACUCACAAACACGGAACCCGUAAACUCGGCGGCAAGAAACGGAAACACGAGGGAGCGUCUGGCGUGUCGCCCGCCUCUAAAAUGUCCAGUCGUUCAGCGCAGCACGGCGCUGUGAGCGUGGAAGAGGUCGACUGGGACGGAAAAUAUGUCCGACUGAAGAACAACUCUGAGACGGAGAAGCCGCUGGGUGGUUGGAUGAUACGAAAGAUGUGCCCAGACUCUGAGGACCUCUCCUUCCACAUCCCCUCCUCCUGCACCCUCGCCGGUGGGCAGACACUCACAUUUAAUGUGUUCGGUCAGAUCUGGGCUGCAGGUGCAGAGACGGAGGCUGAUUCUGGGGACCUGGUUCUGCAGGACCACAGAAGCUGGGGCCCGUUCACUCAUGUGAGGGUGGUUCUUCUGGACCCGAACCAUACGGAAAUGGCGGAGCACCGGGUGUGCAUGCAGGACGGGGGUCAGGAAACAGAACCGGACUUUGAUGAAGAAUAUGUCACGGGCAGUGACGUCCAGCGCUUUCGGAGACAGCGGAAGAAGAAGAAGUGUUGUUCUGUCUCUUGAGUGACAGCGUGCUGCACGGGACCUGACUAAGGAGGGCAGCUGUGCCGUCAUGUGAUGCUUUGACCUCUGGAGAACAGACGUAGUCGGCGUUCCUCACUUGUUUCAUGGCUCUUACUGCACAAGACAAGAACUUUGCCUUGAUUUUAAAUGUGUGUGUGAAAUAAAACUGUUAGAAUAAUAAAGUUGUGUACAUAUGGUGAACUCCUGCACCAUGGCGCUAAGUA
Gasterosteus aculeatus aculeatus (three-spined stickleback) is the source of this 2375-nucleotide messenger RNA. Lineage: Eukaryota; Metazoa; Chordata; Actinopteri; Perciformes; Gasterosteidae. The record is from RefSeq and is a predicted model, not a curated record.